Messenger RNA from Nematolebias whitei (Rio pearlfish), 1912 nucleotides. RefSeq names its product zinc finger protein 729. NCBI's taxonomy places the organism in Eukaryota, Metazoa, Chordata, Actinopteri, Cyprinodontiformes, Rivulidae. The transcript has a single exon. Gene Ontology annotation, cellular component: nucleus. Gene Ontology annotation, biological process: regulation of transcription by RNA polymerase II. The record is from RefSeq and is a predicted model, not a curated record. The coding region runs from base 1 to 1869 and encodes 622 amino acids. Gene Ontology annotation, molecular function: DNA-binding transcription factor activity, RNA polymerase II-specific; RNA polymerase II transcription regulatory region sequence-specific DNA binding.
AUGAAUAAUGUUGCUAUAGCACAAUUAAUUGGAGAAUCAAGUACUUUCAUAUGCACAGAGUGUGGUGAUGGAUUCAGUCAGUACUCAAAUUUGUUGAUCCAUAUGGCCGUUCAUGGACCUUUGGAGUCAUUUUCCUUUGAUGGAUCAUCCUAUGGAUUUGAAAUUCCUCGAGAAUAUGUACUUCAAGAAAACGGUACACUGACCGCUAUAAGUUGUUUGCCACAGUCCCAUUCUUUAAAUUCCCCUGUGAAACCAGUAUCUCCUGGAGUAUUGCCUUCACAUUUACCAUCACCUGUUAAACCAGUGUCUCCAAAUUUGAGGUCACAGCUCUCUUCACACAAAGACACAUUCAAGCCCAAGCCAUCUGAUUUGAAUCUGGACAAGUCUCAGCAGCGCCAUUGUCGCUGUGAAAUAUGUAACAGGUCUUUUAACAGCCUGCAGAGUUUACAUUACCACCAGCAGUAUCGAAACACAGGGAGAGGCUACAAGUGCACUUUGUGCUGCAAGAUCUUUGAAGAUCAACAUGACUUCAAGAAACAUCUUCAGAACCACAUCCAUGAACAAUUUAACUACUGCGAUCAUUGUGGUAAGAGAUUUCUUAAAAUGGAUGCGCUGAAUGCUCAUCAUAAAGAAAAGCACCCCUUGCCCAAAGCUUUGAGAGAGAACAAAGAGGAAAAAAGGUUGGAAAAAGCAUAUAACUGUAAGAAAUGCAUGCUGAGUUUCUUCUGGAUAUCAGAUUUUCAGAUACACUCCAUAUAUUACUGCAAAGGCCAAGAGCUUGAUUCCGUUUUUUCAUCUGACAUAGACAUGGAAGUGGAUUCUAAGGAUCCUGAAGACGGGCAUCUUGUAAACUGCCAAAGCAAUGGCACAUCUGAUGUAAAGAAUGGAGAUAGUAAAGUCUCAAAGCACACCAACAGUGAGAGCGAUUUGAAGCCCACACCAUACAGAUGUGGUUUAUGUGGGGAUCGUUUUGAGAAGUUAUCAGACCUAAAGGAACAUCAUCUCACACAUCAAACACAGGAAGAAAUAGAUAAGCUUAAUCAGGAAUCACAAAAUAUCUUCAAGCGAAGAAUCUUAUCUAAAAGCAGAAAAAGAAGAGAUCAAAAUGGAAAACUACAUCCUUGCAAGCACUGCUGUCGUGUCUUUAAUCAUUCUAGUAGUUUAUCUCGGCACAUGAGAUAUCAUAAAGGUACCAUGCACAAUUGUACAUUUUGUGGUAGACUUUUUCCUCAGCGUUGUGACUUGAGAAGACAUGUCGCUAUGUAUCACAAAGCUGAAUUAGAAAAGAAACCAGCAUUGAAACACUUUUAUGCUAAUCCACAAAAUGGGCCUUCGUCCAAUUCUGGUGAUGUUGAGAAAAGCACAGACACUCCUGAUGAGAACACGAAGGGCUCCUCUAACAAUGAACUGAUAUCAACAGAGAGAAGUCCAAAAGAUAAACAAUCAGGAAAAGCAGUCCGAGGUAACUACAAGUGUCAUGAGUGUGGAAAGAAAUUUGGGCUUUUGUGUGUAUACCAGCGACACUUGCGCUAUCACAAGAAAGAACCCAAUAAAUGUCCCCAUUGUCCAUCUCUGUUUAAGAACGCAUCGUCCCUUGAGCUUCAUCUUCGAAUUCACCCGAUAAUUGAAAAAGCAGAUGAUGACAUUGGACAAACAUCUCAUGACACUGGAACAGAUUCUGACAAGCCCCUUAAAAAGGAUAAUGCAGAAGACAUGGAGGACACCUAUAUGGACCAAAAACAAACUGAUAAAGGAAAUUCCACAGAAGCUUUUUACAAAUGCACUGAGUGCACAGACACAUUCUCAUGCUUGGACACAUUUCUUCAGCACCAAACAUCUCAUGAUUCAAAAACAACUGCUAAGGAAUGAAAAUCCAGAAAGCAUGGGUGGAGAGUGCUUUUUUUUUUUUUUU